Messenger RNA from Babesia sp. Xinjiang, 558 nucleotides. RefSeq names its product Bis(5'-adenosyl)-triphosphatase (gene fhit). The transcript has 5 exons. The coding region runs from base 1 to 558 and encodes 185 amino acids. Gene Ontology annotation, molecular function: catalytic activity. The record is from RefSeq and is a predicted model, not a curated record. Lineage: Eukaryota; Apicomplexa; Aconoidasida; Piroplasmida; Babesiidae.
AUGUCAUUGGGUUUUCCAUUCUUUAUGCUUACAAUGACGAUUAAAUUAGGUGAUUGGUCGAACAACGUCACUACGACAAUGUCUAAUGACGAGACUUUUGCUUUCGGCACUCUGACCCUGCCAGGCAGUCAGGUGUUUGCCAAAUCCGAUCGGAGUUUUGCUUUUGUUAACAUAAGGCCAUUUUUACCUGGACAUUCUCUCGUAUCUCCCUUACGAGUGGUUAAGCGAUACAGGGAUAUGACGGCUGACGAAUUAUUGGAUUUUAGUAUUAUGGUCCAGAUUACUGCUGCCGCCCUUGAACUAAAGUACGAAGGCACAGCAAGUACGAUAGUUAUCCAGGAUGGUGAGGCAGCGGGCCAGACGAUACCACAUGUCCACGCGCACAUCAUUCCUCGAGUUAAAGACGAUCUAAAGAAUCCGGAUUCUAUCUAUGAUGAGCUGGAGAAGCCAACUAAUCGUCUCUGGACUGAAGAGGAGAUGGCGGUGGCUGCUAACGAAACACGCCCAUUUAUAGAGCGGGUAAUGGAUGAACGUGGUAUUGGCUGUUUUUUGCCCUAA